CUUAGCUUGAUGCAAGAUUAUUUCCCCAUUUCUUCUCAGAUGGUAGCAUUGCUCGCAACGUGCUUCCUUCGACGUCGUAAGAUCCAGUGGUGCUGAACCUUGACAUUCGCUCGUUCUUCCCUACUCCACAAUUUCCUCUCCAACUAUUAGUGAAUUGCCGCUCCAAGUCCCAUUUCGGUCGUCGUAGCAAAUUCUGGUCUCACCCGAAAUCAACGGCACGCCACCAUGUGUCAGCACACGGAGAACUCCAUGGAAGCGGGGUCCCCGUUUGCACUCAUCUCGCACAUCGACGGUCUCGAUUCUCACAUCGCGUGCUCGUGCUCCCCUUCGUCAUCCUCGUCAUCCUCGUCAUGCUCGUUCUCGCGGCGCCAGUGCAAGUGCGACGAUUGCAUCGCUGACUCCGCCGCGUGCGGCGGCUGCGGCAGCGUCGAAUCCAGUCCUUCUGGGAGCCCUUCCUGCUGCUCCACGUCAUCGCGCGCCACGACGCACGCGUCCACGUCACCAUGCAUCUCCCUGGGCGACAUCGAGCAGCGCGGCCGCCUGUACAGCGCAACGAGCGGAAUCCAUCUCCCCGAGCCGACCACGCCCCUCCUCCCCGCCCCUCUCCUCUUCUUCGACGCUGGCACGCUGCUUCCCCCCGUUCUUACCCGCGGGAGUUUCACCACCGCUUCCGCUUCCGCGACGGAUUCCGCCGGCUCCGCGAGUGCCGUUUCCUCGCCCCCCGCGCGGGGCUGCGGCGCGCGGGGGUCCUGCAGAAUGAUGAGCGACGGGGAGAGCAGCAGCGGGUGCUGUAGCAACGGCAUCGUGGUGAGCAGCGACGGUCGAGAUUCCGGCGCGGUGGCCGCGUGUCGAGCCACGUCUUUCAGACGGAUAGUGGGGUUCUGUAUAAAGGAGGACGGAUGCGGCUGCUCCAGAAACGGCGGACACAUUGAGGCGCCAACAGACUGGGAAGGGGGGCACCCGACUCGUGAUGCGCGGGGAAGCACGGGGGGCCAUUAUGGGAACGACACGUUUUCUGGAAGAAACGAACGAGCGGAAGAUGCGCGGCUCACUGCCCCCAGAGAAAGCGCGCCGACCGCGGAGGCGCGACUUGCGGAGGAGCCAGCGCUGGCGGAGCAGGUUCCGCGCGAGAGACGCCGGGCAGUGAGUGCGCGGGACGCAGGCGAGCAAGUGAAAGCGGAGCGGCUGAAGGCGAAGGGGGAGUUGACGCCGCAGCACGAGCAGAUUCGGCAGCAGGCGCGGGCGGAGCAGCGAGGGGGCACGGGCGAGGCAACCCCUGCGCGGCGGUGCGUGAGCGAGGAGGGAGGGGGGCGCAAGGCGCGAGAGGAGAGCUGCUUGAGCGGGAGACAUGGCGACGGCGCAUUGCGAAGAGACGCAAAACGAACGUCCAGGAUGAGACACUGACGGCAGGUCGAGUCUACUAGACUCUAGAGCACCUCCUGUGAAAGCCUCCACGAGUCAUUAUGGGAAAGCCGCACCUCGCACAUUCCGGUGCUGAGCGGUUUGCCAUGAGGGUGUGGUGCAAUUCGUGCAGUGGGGCCCAAAGGUACCCCGCUACAAAACCUCACGAUGCUGUGGUGUUCGGAUGUUUUCUUAUAAUCGAUUGCACUUCUAU
This is a messenger RNA of Closterium sp. NIES-67, 1615 nucleotides long. NCBI's taxonomy places the organism in Eukaryota, Viridiplantae, Streptophyta, Zygnematophyceae, Desmidiales, Closteriaceae. The record is from the annotation of a GenBank genome assembly.